Messenger RNA from Cordyceps fumosorosea ARSEF 2679, 1560 nucleotides. RefSeq names its product Fungal transcriptional regulatory protein. Gene Ontology annotation, cellular component: nucleus. NCBI's taxonomy places the organism in Eukaryota, Fungi, Ascomycota, Sordariomycetes, Hypocreales, Cordycipitaceae. Gene Ontology annotation, molecular function: DNA-binding transcription factor activity, RNA polymerase II-specific; zinc ion binding. The transcript has 3 exons. The record is from RefSeq and is a predicted model, not a curated record. Gene Ontology annotation, biological process: regulation of DNA-templated transcription. The coding region runs from base 1 to 1560 and encodes 519 amino acids.
AUGCGGCUCAAACGCGGCGUGGAGCGCGAAUCAUGCGACUUUUGCCACGGCAGGAAGAUAAAAUGCGACCGCGCGCCGCGCGCCGCGAGGGGGAUCGAUGGCUGCUCGGCAUGUGAGAGGCGCGACCUUGCCUGCCUCGUCGACGACUCCGGCGACGUGCGCCUCCAGAGACGCCGGCGUCUCGACUCCAGGCUCCUUACGGAGUUCCUGCUUGACCUCAACGCGGAAAGCGCCUUCUUUCUGGAUCAGAUAUUCAUGGGAAACCUCGCAUCCGAGUGGACGACAACAAACGAUACGUAUACGGGGGGGCUGGCCAUGGACGACCCCCUAGCAGUGCCGACCUCGUCGGAUGUGCCCUCCGACGACGACCUGGCGCACUACCAGGACCUAUGGCGCGACUGCGCCCUACCCUCCGCCGACCUCUUCCGACAGGCCGUCCAGGCGUACUUUGACCACGCCGCCAUGGCGCUGCCCAUUACGUUUGAGGACGCCUUCUGGCGCGACGUGCGCGCCAAGGCCGCCAGCCCUGCCUUCCUCUGCGCCGUCGCCUGUCGCGGCAUGCCGUUCACCCGGCACCCCGAGCAGUGGCCGCUGCAGCGGCGACUGGCCCACCACUUCAAGGACCUGUUCCUGCAGCGGCAGCAGAGCAGCAGCGCGCCGCCGUCGCUGGACGACGUGGAGGCGCUGGCGCUCAUGGUCGACUUCCCCUACGGCGAGGUGUCCGGCCUGGAGCGGCUGUUCCUGUCCAAAAAGUCCCUGGUACUUGUGACGCUGGAGAUGGGUUCGACGACCACGACCCCGCUGCUCUCUCGGGCUCCGGAGCGGCACUCCCUGCUUUUUUGGCACGUCUACGGGCUCGACGCCUUCUCCUGCCUCGACGCCAAGACUCCGUCGCGCAUCCCCGAGGCGGAAGCGGCUCGGCCGCAGCUCACGCAGCACGCGGGCUUCGGGUACCUGGACGCGAUGCUGUCCCUCGCGCUCGUCGCGCGCGCCAUCCUGCAGACGCUCAGCGGGUCUUCCCACCGCGGCAUCACGCACGCCGACGUGGACGCGCUCUACACCCAACUUGAGCACUGGCGGGCCGUGUCGUGCCCGCCUCAUUUACGGAGCUGGCGACGUGACGAUGGCGAGUCGGCUCACCUUGAUGUCCAGCGGGCUGUGCUGCACCUGCUGCGCGUCAACUGCUACCUGCAGAUCGAGAACUGGGUAGACGAGCACGGCUUGAGCGUGGCGAGCGUCGCUGACCUCGCGACCGGCGCGCGCGUAGAGUACGAGAGCCUCCGGGCGGUGCAGGACGGCGCGGACGUGGCCGCGUGGCUCGGGGAGGACCGCCACGUGGGGGACUUUGCCGUGGUCGACCUCGCCCCGAACAUCUUGCGGGACAUCAGCGCCGGUCUUGGCGUCUGGACGUGCCUGCACGGCGUGCGGCAGGUUGACAAUUCUACGUAUCAGGUGCACGACCGCUCUACAAAGGGCUUGCUGGAGAUGCACCUGGAAACGGCGAGGUUGUUCCGGUCGACCGUUGCGGCGGCGACUUCGCACAGCGACACGCCUCGCUAA